Messenger RNA from Emiliania huxleyi CCMP1516, 873 nucleotides. RefSeq lists its product as hypothetical. Gene Ontology annotation, molecular function: methyltransferase activity. The annotation marks the transcript as partial. NCBI's taxonomy places the organism in Eukaryota, Haptophyta, Isochrysidales, Noelaerhabdaceae. The record is from RefSeq and is a predicted model, not a curated record. The transcript has a single exon.
GGCACGGUCUACAUCGUGGGGACGCCCAUCGGCAACCUCGACGACCUGACGCUGCGCGCCGCGCGCACGCUGCGCGAGGUGGAUGUGGUCGCCUCGGAGGACACGCGGAGGACCGCCGUGCUGCUGCGGCAUCUGGGCGCCUCGCCCAAGAAGCAGCUGUCGCACCACGAGCACAACGCACGCGCCGCGUCGGCGCGGGUUGUCGAGCUCGCCAGAGGCGGCGCCACCGUCGCCGUCGUGUCUGACGCCGGCACGCCCGGCAUCAGCGACCCGGGCGCGCUGCUCGCUGCCGAGUGCGCCGCCGCGGGCGUGCCUCUCGUGCCGGUGCCUGGCGCGUGCGCAGCCAUCGCGGCGCUCUCCAUCUCGGGCUUCGCCGCCGCCGGCUUCCGCUUCGGCGGCUUCCUCCCCCGCGCGGGCCGCGGUCGGCGCGAGGCGCUCGCGGCGCUCGUGGCGGACGAGAGAGCGGCGGUGCUGUACGAGUCCCCGCACCGGGUGGUCGCGACGCUGCGGGAGCUGGCCGCCAAGGGGGCGGGCGAGCGGCGCUGCCUCGCCGCGCGCGAGCUGACCAAGCUGCACGAGGAGACGGCGCGCGGCACCGUGUCCGAGCUCGCGGCGCGGUACGCGGCGGCGCAGGACGAGGCGGGCAAGCUGCGCGGCGAGUUCACGAUCGUGCUAGCGCCGCUCGCCGAGGAGGAGGUGGCGGCGCGGGCGAGCGAGGCGCGCGACGCGGCGCAAGACGAGGCGCGCGACCAGCUCAGGGAGCGGCUGGCGACCGGGCAGCCGCUCUCGAGAGCGGUGCGCGAGGUGGCGGCGGCGGUGGGCGCGCGGAGGGGCGCGGUCUACCAGAUUGCCCUCGAGCUCAAGGACGGCGGC